CCCUCUGGUCUCGGGCGGGACUGGGCGGUGGGGGGUUGGGGAGCCGUGCCCAGUCCCGGUACAAAUCUCAGGAUUCGCGAUUUGGGACGUGGAGGGGAGGGAGCCCUUAGGCCUGCAGAGGAGUGUGGGGCGCGGCUCUGAAUCACGCUGGGCUCCACGUAGGCCCCACCUCCGGUCUUCUGAGCUGGUCAGGACCGAGUUCAGGCCACUUAGUGGUCAGAAAACCGCCGUGGCCUCGCUCCCGUGUUCCUUAGCUCCGAAAAUGAGCGCUUUAGGAUUCCUUUCUCCCCUGCAGUUUAGUUUUGCCUUGGUAUUUGAGUGGGUUCGAGCACCAUAGGGAACUCCACAGGUGAUGUGUGACUCGAUCUCUCCACCCCACCUCCUGGUAGUGAUGUGUGAUAAUGAGAGUCUCCCGACGCCAAGUGUGAAUGGAGUCCCAGGGAGACCUAGCUGGCUUUCGUCCUGGGAAGGCUCGCUGGUGUGUAGCACGCUGGUGCUCUUGGAGGCGACCUGCCGCGGGCUCCGGGAGCUGAGGAGGAGAGGACUGGAGAGGAAGUGUCACAUUUGAAGACUGGCACUGAGGAUGAAGAAUCAGCUGAAAAAUAUGAAAAUGUUGGAAAUGCAGACUGUACGUGGCCAAAAGUAGAAGGCCUUCAUAAGGAUCAUAUGCAAGAAUAUAAGGUUGGUGCAACCUAUGACUGGGAUAGCAAAGUAGAGAUUCACCUGGAAAAGAUUGAGGGAAAACGAAUGAAAGAAGACCAGGGUGGCAUGAAGGAUAAGACUGACAAACCCAAGAACAUGGCAGAUAUUAAGACAGAACAGGAAGAUGAAGCAUCUGAGAAAAGGUUACAUGAAAGCACAAAACAUGUUCCACACCAGACCGCCCCUGUAGAACAGAAAAGCACUGAACAAGGCAGAUGUGUGGAGAACAUUAAUGGAACCUCUCACUCUAAUCUACAACUGAAAAACAAUACUGUUAAGAAAUCACAUAAGUGUGAUGAAUGUGGGAAAUCCUUCAAAUAUAAUUCCCGCCUUGUUCAACAUAGAAUUAUGCAUACUGGGGAAAAGCGUUAUGAGUGUGAUGACUGUGGAGGGACUUUCCGCAGCAGCUCCAGCCUUCGAGUCCACAAACGGAUCCAUACUGGGGAGAAGCCGUAUAAGUGUGAUGAAUGUGGGAAAGCAUACAUGUCCUACUCCAGCCUUAUAAACCACAAAAGCACCCAUUCUGGGGAGAAGAACUGUAAGUGUGAUGAGUGUGGAAAAUCCUUCAAUUACAGUUCUGUUUUGGACCAACAUAAAAGGAUCCACACUGGGGAGAAGCCCUAUGAAUGUGGUGAAUGUGGGAAGGCCUUCAGGAACAGUUCUGGUCUCCGAGUUCACAAAAGGAUCCACACGGGGGAAAAGCCCUAUGAGUGCGACAUCUGUGGGAAAACCUUCAGUAACAGCUCUGGCCUUAGAGUCCACAAAAGGAUCCAUACGGGUGAGAAACCCUAUGAAUGUGAUGAGUGUGGAAAGGCCUUCAUUACAUGCAGAACACUCUUAAACCAUAAAAGCAUCCACUUUGGAGAUAAACCCUAUAAAUGUGAUGAGUGUGAGAAAUCUUUUAAUUAUAGCUCUCUCCUCAUUCAGCAUAAAGUCAUCCACACUGGAGAGAAACCUUAUGAAUGUGAUGAAUGUGGGAAGGCCUUCAGGAAUAGCUCAGGCCUCAUAGUGCAUAAAAGGAUCCAUACAGGAGAGAAGCCUUACAAGUGUGAUGUCUGUGGCAAAGCAUUCAGCUAUAGCUCAGGCCUUGCAGUUCAUAAAAGCAUUCACCCUGGGAAGAAAGCCCAUGAAUGUAAAGAGUGUGGAAAAUCCUUUAGUUAUAACUCACUUCUUCUUCAACAUAAAACUAUUCACACUGGAGAAAGACCUUAUGUUUGUGAUGUUUGUGGCAAAACUUUCAGAAAUAAUUCAGGCCUCAAGGUCCACAGAAGGCUCCAUACUGGGGAAAAACCAUAUAAAUGUGAUGUAUGUGGGAAAGCCUAUAUCUCACGCUCUAGCCUUAAAAAUCACAAAGGAAUCCAUCUUGGGGAAAAGCCCUAUAAAUGUAGCUAUUGUGAGAAAUCCUUCAACUAUAGCUCUGCCCUUGAACAGCAUAAAAGGAUUCAUACAAGGGAGAAACCAUUUGGGUGUAACGAGUGUGGAAAAGCUUUCAGAAAUAAUUCAGGCCUUAAAGUACAUAAACGAAUCCACACUGGGGAAAGACCUUACAAAUGUGAAGAAUGUGGCAAAGCCUACAUCUCACUCUCAAGCCUUAUAAAUCAUAAAAGUAUACACCCUGGAGAGAAGCCCUUUAAGUGUGAUGAGUGUGAGAAAGCCUUCAUCACAUACCGGACACUUAUAAAUCACAAAAAAAUUCAUCUUGGGGAGAAGCCCUAUAAGUGUGAUGUGUGUGAGAAAUCUUUUAAUUACACCUCGCUCCUUUCUCAACACAAAAGAGUCCACACUAGAGAGAAACCCUAUGAAUGUGAUAGAUGUGAGAAGGUUUUCAGAAACAACUCAAGCCUUAAAGUUCAUAAAAGAAUACAUACUGGGGAGAAGCCCUAUGAAUGUGAUGUGUGUGGAAAAGCCUACAUCUCACACUCGAGCCUUAUUAACCAUAAAAGUACCCAUCCUGGCAAAACACCCUAUACAUGUGAUGAAUGUGGGAAAGCUUUUUUUUCAAGCAGAACUCUUAUGAGCCAUAAAAGAAUCCAUCUUGGGGAGAAACCAUUCAAGUGUGUUGAGUGUGGGAAAUCUUUUAGUUACAGCUCACUUCUUUCUCAGCACAAGAGAAUCCACACAGGUGAGAAACCUUAUGUAUGUGAUAGGUGUGGGAAGGCAUUCAGGAACAGCUCAGGCCUUACCGUACAUAAAAGGAUCCACACAGGUGAGAAGCCCUAUGAAUGUGAUGAAUGUGGAAAGGCAUACAUCUCACACUCAAGUCUUAUAAAUCAUAAAAGCAUACACCGUGGAAAGCAGCCCUAUAAUUGUGAGUGUGGGAAAUCCUUCAACUAUAGAUCAGUCCUUGACCAACACAAAAGGAUUCACACUGGAAAGAAGCCAUACCGAUGCAAUGAGUGUGGGAAGGCAUUUAAUAUCAGAUCAAAUCUCACCAAACAUAAAAGAAUUCAUGGAGAGGAGUCCUUGAAUGUGAUAAAUAUGGGAUAUCAUGGUGGCACAUUCCAGAAGAGAACUUAUGAGGGAGGGAAUGUUCUGGAUGGGACUAGGAUGAGGAAGCCUAUGUAGAAUACUAACAAGUUUCAAAGAACUCCAGGUGGGGAGAGGGGACCCUUAUGAAUGUAAGAAUGUCUGUGGUCUAUAUUCAUGGUUUCUAAUUUUUGAAGUUAAAACCAUUCCAGAUGAUUUUGACUAAUGUUUUCUAUCUGGUUUUCAAUCAAAGCCAGCAAGAAAGGCUCCACUGUCAAGAUAGUUGAGCUCUUUUGGAAUAUAACAUAAUUCAUACUGGAGAUAAAACCUCUUAAAGUGAUGGAACACAAAAUAAUUCAAAAUAAGCAGAUAUAGCUGGACAUAGAAACACACAAAUGAGGUAAGGACAUCAAUUAAACAUAUAGACGCCCUAAGUUCAUAUUUUAGUGAAAAAACUUAAUAGAAAUAUAAGAAAUUUAGGUAUUGCUUUGAAUCUCAAUUGUAAAUUGGUCAGUGGGAGAAAAAUACAAGAAAAGCCUCUAAUAGCAAAUUCAGGAGAGAGAGACUUCAUGGAAUAUAAAUGUAUUUAUCAACUGCGAUUAUGAAGUAUAAACUUGAUAUAAUUGAAUGGUUCGGUGGGGGCAGAUGGCAACUUUUGAAACAAAAUUUGUAUUUCUUUGUAGUGAAUGUACAAAGUAUAAACUUAGCUAACAGGAGAUAGGAGAGAGGUCACUCACAAAACUGUACAUUGAUUGGAAUAUAAUAUUGUAAUACACGAGUGGGUAAAAUAUUUUAAAGUUUUGAAAUGAACUUUCUCAAAUGACAAAUGUGUGUCUAAGUGAAAACCUAGAAGGUAGUAUUCACAUAUUAUACUACAAUAAUAAGGUUCCUCCAUGGAGAGGAUUUUGGCACACUGAAUAAUGUUAACACAUUUUUAGCAUUAAUUUGCACCUUACAUGACAGUAAGAAUUGAUUCAGGGAUUCCAGUGAAUUAAGUAUGUUGGGAAGGAGGGAAUUUUAUUGCAGGAGCUAAAAGGCUAGUUAAUGGUAAUCAAGAGAGAAGUGGAAAUUCAUGUUUCUUAAUCUUUUUAAAUUUUUUAUUGUUUUGGAAUGUGUUAUUGUAAAGAUUCCAUGCAGUACAUGUGUAUAUUGUCUGCUGUAAAAAGUUAUGUUUAUUUGUUCAGGCUUCACUCUUUGCCAUGAAGGCUAGAUAGUUGUGCCAAGGUAAGGUCAAACUACAAUAAAAAAAAAAAAUUCUUCAAAUAUAAAGAUGUGGUGACUUAAUUUAGAUGGAACAAUAUUACACCCAUUUAUAAAUCAGAUUUUUGUGGAGUACAUUACACCAGAUCCAAAACCAGGAGGGUAGCACAGGGCUCAUUCUAAGGGGCUAGUAGCUUAGGUUUUAUCAGAAAUGUGGAACCUGAACUGGAAGCACAGAAUGGGUUUUCAGGGGGCUGCAGGUAAGCAAUAUGAUUCUCAUACUGGAGCUGGACCAUAACUUGUUGGUGUUAUUCACACACAAACAAUUAUGUCGAACAGAAUUUGACAUGAAAAAAAAAUUGGGGAGAUAGGUCCCCCUUGACACACCCAGGGUCAUUCCUUAAAUGCCCAUAGUAACUAGGAUUGGGCUGGGCUGAAGACAGCAAUUUGAUUUAGGUUUUCUUUUAAAGAUUUUAUUUAUUUGGGGCUGGUACUGUAGUAUAGUGGGUUCAGCCUCUGCCUACAGCACUGCUAUCCCAUACGGGCACCUAUUCGUGUUCUGGCUGCUUCUCUUUUGUUCUAGCUCUCUGCUAUAGCCUAAGAUAGCAGCAGCAGAUGGUCCAAGUGCUUGAGUUCCUGCACCUGCGUGGCAGACCCAGAACAAGCUCCUGGCGCCUGGCUUCCAGUCAGCAAAGCUUUGGAUAUUGCAGCCAAUUGGAGAGUGAACCAGUGGAUGGAAGACCUUUCUCCUGGUCUCUCCCUCUUAUAACUCUACCUCUGAAAUAAAUAAAUAAAAUCUUUUUAAAAUUUAUUCAUGUAUUUGAGAGGUAGACUUACAGAGGGACAGAGAAAAGGUCUUCCACCUGAUGGUUCACUCCCCAAAUGGCUGCAACAGCUAGAAUUGAGCUGAUCCAAAGCCAGGAGCUUCUUUGGGGUCUCCCAUGCGAGUGUAGGGGCCCAAGGACUUAGGCUAUCUUCCACUGCUU
Lepus europaeus (European hare) is the source of this 5354-nucleotide messenger RNA. RefSeq names its product ZFP62 zinc finger protein (gene ZFP62). Lineage: Eukaryota; Metazoa; Chordata; Mammalia; Lagomorpha; Leporidae. The record is from RefSeq and is a predicted model, not a curated record. The coding region runs from base 667 to 3267 and encodes 866 amino acids. The transcript has 2 exons.